AUGGUGCUACCCAAGAGUCUAGCACGCUUCAUCGCCAUGUCCACUGCCUCUUCUUCAAUCUCGUCAAACCUCAACAACUUCAAAAUACCAAUCCCAUUUCAUUCCUCUGCCAAGACCAAGGCCUUCUCACUGCUAAAGAUGCCCCAAGCUCGUCAAACCCCCAAACCCAUCUCCAUUUCAGCCCACUGGGUCCCAAAUCACCCGCCAGACCCGCCGGAGUUCCCUUCCCCGCGUCAAAUAGAUCCUCCUUCAAUGCUGCUGGAGGUUCUCGCGCCUCCGAAUAUUCCGGAUUUCGACCCAAUUCCGCCGGCUGAUCCUCCGCCGGUUUCGCCUGGGCCGAACCCCGGCCCAGAUUUUCCGGGCCCACCGAUGCCGUCGCCGCCUACUCCAGACGCUCCGCGACCGCCAAUUCCCUCACCUCUGGGCCCGGACGUGUAUCCCCCUAACCGGCCGGAGAUUGGCCCCCCGCUGCCGAUACAACCCGAUAUUCCCCCACCCUUUUAG
Molecule: messenger RNA, 504 nt
Organism: Rhododendron vialii
Lineage: Eukaryota; Viridiplantae; Streptophyta; Magnoliopsida; Ericales; Ericaceae
Product: vegetative cell wall protein gp1-like
Exons: 1
Coding region: 1-504 (167 amino acids)
Source: RefSeq, a predicted model, not a curated record